AUGAAAGAGAAGCAGAGACGUGAUGAAUUUAUUCAUGAAGCGUUUGUGAAGAAUACCGUCAGAGACACAAAGGAAGACCUUGAAAUUCUAAGACGGACCAGGACCAUGGUCGAGACAGCCAUCAAAAAUAAGAAGAUAUUCACUAUGCAAGGCGGUUACGCUGUCCAGAAAAGCUGCCUGCUGAAAAGAGGAUGGGUGGAAAAAGUGUCAAUGAAAACUGGUGAAGAUGCCAGAAAAGAAGAAGGUAUCGAGAUUAUCAAGGCAAAACUUCUCUGCAAUGAAGAACCCAACUUGAUCUGGAUUGCAAGAUCAGACAUGGUGGACUAUUCCUUACUCAAAAAGGAUCAACUGAUAAACAAUUUCUGCAACACUAAAUGCUUUACAACCAAAGUGGGGUUGUGCAACUUGUUAGGCGAAAUGCGUUGGAAUGCAGAUGUUGAUCCAUACUCCUUUAUCCCACGUUGCUACAAACUGGGAAAGGAAGAAGAAAAACAGGAAUUCAUUGGAAAAAGGUCUACUCAUAAGGGACGUGUCGGAUUAGAAGUCCUCUCCACAGCUAUGCAAAUAUGUGAAACACACCUCAACAAUUUGGAGCACAAUGACAUCGACCAGAAAGAGUCUAAACCCAUGUCACCCAAGUUCUGGAAAGAAUUCUUACGUGACUAUUACCGGGUUAUCCAUGACGGCGCAUCUAUAGAUCAUGCUCAUCUCUAUGCAGAGCAAUGCCGUUAUCUCUUAAAUAAGCUGGAAGCGGUGUUCCCACAGUUGGAUACUGAAGGUGGAAGGAACAUCUGGAUAGUGAAACCUGGAGCUAAAUCCCAAGGAAAAGGAAUUACAUGCAAGGAUAAUUUGGAACGCAUACUGUCGGCCGUUGAUUGUGAUCCAGUACUAGUGGAUGAAGACUUAUGUGUAGUACAGAAGUAUAUUGAGCGGCCACUCUUAAUCCAUGGGACCAAAUUUGAUGUGCGCCAGUGGUUCCUGGUCACGGAUUGGAACCCUUUGACUAUAUGGUUCUACAACAGAUGUUACCUCCGCUUCUCAUCGCAAUGUUUUUCUUUGGAGAAUCUACACAGCUCUGUCCACCUAUGUAACAACGCUGUACAGAAGCAUUAUAAGAACUCUCCAAAGCGUCACCCAGAUCUUCCUAAAGAGAACAUGUGGUUUGACCACCAGUUUAACGAUUAUCUGCAGAAGAUCGGGGCAACCAAUGCCUGGGAUGAAAUUAUUUUGCCAGGAAUGAAAGAAAUCAUCAUUCAAACGAUGAAGACUGCCCAGGAUAAAGUUGAUCACAGAAAAAAUGCUUUCCAUCUAUACGGUGCAGAUUUUAUGUUUGGCGAAAAUUUCCAGCCAUGGCUGAUAGAAAUAAAUGCCAGCCCUGCACUGUCAAAAUCCACCUCUGUCAAUAGCAUACUCAGUGCCCAGGUCCAAGAAGACAUCCUACGAGUUGUCCUUGACCGAAAGCAAGACAGCGAGUGUUAUGUGGGCAACUUUGAACUCCUGUAUAAACAGAAACCAGUCCCGUGCUCUGGGACGUCACAAACUGGUUGGCAGCCGUGGGAUAACACACUGGGCACCAUGCGCAGGCAGGAACUGGAAGAAUUAAUCCUUGCUACGCUAAGAAAGUGGUGUCGCAAUCGGGGUAUUGCCCCUGAAGGGAAGAAAAAGACAGAAAUCAUUGCUUUACUACUACCACUCCUACCUUCAGAUGCAGAGACUGUUACAUCUGAGAGUGCAGUUGCUGGGGCCCCCGAAAUGGUCUAG
Messenger RNA from Xenopus laevis (African clawed frog), 1761 nucleotides. Its product is annotated as tubulin monoglycylase TTLL3. The record is from RefSeq and is a predicted model, not a curated record. Lineage: Eukaryota; Metazoa; Chordata; Amphibia; Anura; Pipidae. The transcript has 11 exons. Bases 1 to 1761 code for a protein of 586 amino acids.